UACAAUGUAUUCCAUACGGAAUACAUAUACUAAAAUUGGAACGAUACAGAGAAGAUUAGCAUGGCCCCUGCGCAAGGAUGACACGCAAAAUCGUGAAGCGUUCCACAUUUUUUUGAUUUUUUUACAACCGAUUUUCACCCAACAUGCAAGUCAGAUCCAACACAGUAACAUACAACAUGAAUGCGGACAAUCAAAGCGUACAGAAAACAGUCUGACGAGGUGGCGAAGAAUGUAUUAAGAAUAGUCAUAGGACAGGAGUAAAAAAGAGGUGAUAGAAGAGAUAAAGGCGAGGCUAAACAACAACCCUUAUAAAGUGAGACAAAAACCAGUAAAAACAAAAAUCGCGAAAAUGGUCAAAAGGCGGGAAAAGAACAAAAGGGGGAUGUCGACGUCUGCCAUUGCAUUUUUCUUUCUGCAGUCAUCCAAACAGCCACGUGUGAGUGCUCAGUCAGGGAUUGCGCGCCCAUUGCUGUAGACCUGUAGUUCUUCUCAUAUAGAGGAGUAUGUGUGACGAUGAGUGCGUCCAUCGCAAAAUGUUUUCUGGUGCUGUGCAAUAUAAUGGAAGUUUUGACUGCAGCUUUACAUGUGAGCUAUUGACAGUAGAAAGUUUUCUUGUUCGUCAUUAAAUUAAUUAAUUUAAUAGAACAAUCUGUGACUGCAUGACAAAGUGGGUGGUUUGGACAAUGCAUAUGGGAAAUAAGGUGAAAUAUGAUGGUACUGUCUUGGGAGACAAUCAAAUGGCAUAAUAGCUUUGUGUCCAACCAACAUUGCUUAUCUAUCACUAGCUUUGAUAACUGACCCAUGGAAUCCACCCUGUUUUUAUAAGCUGAUUCAUAUCAGUUAUAGAUAGCUGUUUUGUUUUGUUCGUUUGGUAAGCUUGAAACAUUUAAUGGUUUUCCUAGACGCUUGGUGGUUAGAUUUGUCGUACACUAUACUAACGGAAAAAGGUUUUCAAGCGUGUUCCGCAUAUUCUCUGACUCAACAUCGAAUAGAGAAAUGUAAGUCUUUCUUAACUAAGUUAUAACUAGCACAAAUAGCAAAAGUGUGGUGAACUUGAUUCACAACUAUGGCUGUGGUGUACCAGUUUUCCCUCAUGGACCGUUUUGAUUGCAUCAGGCAUGUUCCGUCCAAGAAUAUUUGUCAUGAAACUUGUUGUUUGCGUUAAAGCCUCGCAGACGAGAUAACAAACCUUUUUAGCCCAGAAGCCAAUCCAUUUUAGUUCAAUGUCAUUUCAGCAAGAUAGCAGACGCAGCCGAGUAAGGAGAGGCUGUUGCAUGCCCAGCAGCUGGAACAGCAUUUUCAAACAGAACAAUUUGUGCAUUAAAGAGUUGAACAGCAACGCCUUGAGUUUCCUACACUCUUUUGCGUGGAUGAUACCUUUUUCGAUUAUGAUUAAGUGAAAAUUAGUUUAAAAAUAUUUGUUUAACGUUUUUAAUCCAUCAUACAGUGUAUACUGCGACAUAGUGGAGCGCUGUGAUAGUGUUUCCUCCGUAUUCAGAUGGACGGUGGAAAAUUUCAAUGACGCAAGCGGAUAUAUGACCUUUCCGUUGAAAAAGAGAUACCAUCUCAUUGGCGCUCGCUAACGUUGGUGUUUACUAAGUCUGUGAAAGACUGAAAGACAUAAAGCAGAUGGCGAAUGAAGGCCGUCUGGCAAUAGCUUUGCUGUGAAUAGCUGACCCACAUCGAAUGUAUUCCAUUUUCGUUAGCUGAUCGAGGUGCAGGAACAGCGUUGUCUAUCUGAAUGUUGAGUUAUUCUAGCCAUUAAUUAGGCAUUUGUCGGCCACACACCAAUCAAGCAGUCCAUGUGCCAGUGAAAGUAUCGUACCCGUCGGUUAUAAUCACACACGCCAAACAACUACACACUGUGAUAAAAAUGGAUGGUGAGGAAAGGAGCCGUGGCUCUUUAAACGCUGUGCCCGCCACAUCAUCCCGUCGGUACGAACCAUCAGAAGAUAUUUUUCCAGAGAUGCUCAGCUGGAUUCAGGAUGCAAAUACUGACCAGAAACUGGCUGAGAAUGCAGUCAGUCAUAUCAGUUCAAAGUUGGAACGGGCACUUAAUCCUUUAGAGACGACGGGCGUCGAAUCGCAAUACGUCAAGGCCGUCUUGACAACGUGGGCAGAGGCCAGUUUAAAAAGCGCAUUUAAUUACUUGGAGGAUGAAAGAACUGACCUUUGCAAAGAAAUGCCUAACAUCUUAGACGAACUGGAUUCCGUCAAUUCCGUCGAAGAUAUCGACGCCAAACUAAAUAAAGAAACAUCACAGCUUUGGACCUGGUUUGACGGAGGCCGCCUUUAUAUUCAACUGAUACUCGAACAGGAAAACUUGUUCAAAAAUACGCCCCGAUUCGCCAUUCUUUUAAACCACUAUUUUAAUAAUGUGAAGAGAUGCUUCAUCAAUAAGGCCUUUGCCCGUUGCAAGGAUGACAUCAUCAACGACGGACUGAAUGGUUCAUCACUGAAAGAAUUCAUUUCAGCACUAACUGAUUUUUUGACCAACGCCAAUGAAGACAAAGAUUUACAAGAUGUUGUGAAGAAUCAUAUGCGUGAAAGCAAUGUAACAACAAGAAGUCGAAAGACAGAUGGGCAGGUCAUCAAAGACGGUCUGAAGGGUCUGUUGACGGAAGAAAACAUCUCGGAUGAAUUCGAUGAAAUGUUUAAAGAUUUUUUACAAGACGAAAGCAAUAUAGCGACGGGUAGCCAAGAAACAGACGGGCAAAAAUGCAAUGGAAUGAAAGAAUGGGUCAAAAAGCUUAUAGAAAUUGUGAGAAACGCGCUGCCUUCAAGUGACAGCAAAGAAAGUUUAAUCCCUGAAUGGCUACUGGGAUUUGAAUCAGCGUCAUCAGAAAUAAAAGAGUGGACCACAAAACUAGAAUUACUGAUCAGAGAGACAUGCGCGAAACUCAUGCUGCCUGAAACCGUAAUCGAAGUGAAACAACAGUAUGGAAGACAAGUCAUGUUCAUCAGUGGCGUUGCCGUUUUUGUUAGCAAAGAAUUGGAGAAAAUGAAAUCAAAAAAGAGAGACGUGGGAGAAAUACAAAUUGUCGGACAAACGUCCGUUCACAUCGACUGUGACUUGGAAAAUGAAAUUUGGCACGGCUUCAACGUGGGCAUCGUUACCGACAAACUUGUCGUUUGGGCAGAUGAUAAGGGCGAGAAUCGAAUAUGGGACGUAUCUGGAAGAUGUCCACGUUUCAAAUCAAGAAGAGAUUGGCAAGAUGCUGGCGAAAGUGGGGGUAAUGUUCAUAUUAAAUGCAAUGAAAUAAUCGGAGCUGACCGAUGGACGAUCGCAUCCAAUGGAGGAGACGGGGUUUCUGCUCUCAAGUGGUCUGAGAAAGAAUUUAAAAGAGUUUUCAGUCCCAUAUUGCCACCGGAUACGGAUAUGAAAAAGAUAGAGGAGACGAGCAACAAGUUUCCGGCCGAUCGGAAAUAAAUGAUCUCUAUACAAAACUGGAGACAAAUAUGAGGAAAGAGUUCGGCAGUGAGGUGUCAAUCGAUUUUUCUACAAGGUCCACGAGGUUAAACGACGGCAGCAAAAUAACGUAUUCACUGUAUAAAAAUAAGAAGAAGAAACGACACACACUCAUUUUAUGCAAAGGAGCGGGUGUCGGACAAGGUGGCUACGGCGGAGACAUCAUCUUGGAAUUGUCGAAUAAAGAGCGUGGCGUCCCUCCCACUGGCAUGGAAAUGUACCAAGCAUUGGACUCGACAGGGGUUGUCUACAAGGCCACUGGUUCAGACGGCAAAAUGGAGCAAGCCAAUGGCGAUGUUGGUUUUAUUCACAAUGAAGAGAAAACCUCAAAAGGAAGUUACGUUGGAUUUGAAAUCGGCCAAAGUCUAAGAAUUCAAUGCCACAAGAAAGAAGAGUUUAAAAAAGAUGAGGUUGCUUCGUAUGUUAGGUUUGAUGCUGGUAUUGUUUUAGGAGAUCGAUUUUAUGCAACAAUAGUCGAUGUACCAGAUGCUGUGCAGCAAGAAGAACAGGAUUCUCUUUCACCGAUGGUAGCGAAGAAGAAAAAUGCCGUAAUUCGUCAGAGCCUCGUCGUUCAGUUGACAAAUAUAAAUGAGAGGAAGCAAAUAUUGGAAUCGCUCCGCAAAACGUUGAUGUCUGAUCUGUUGGAAGAAAAUCAGUCGCAAAAUGUCGACCAAUUGAUUGAAGAAAUUCGAAAUAAUGCGAUCCAAUUCGGUGAGCAAGUGGACCAGCAAUUGAAUCAAGAGAAGGUGGCACAUACCAAACCAGCACCUGUCGUCAGAAGCCGUGCAGCCCACGAAACAAAAGGUGAAGGGCCGAUCAACCUCCAGCUGGAGGAAGACGAAGAGAAAGGGCGGAGCAACCUCAAGCAUUAUGAUAAGCUAGAGGGUCACGAAAAGGAAGUGAAAAAGCUUUUCAAUCGGAUUGAAGAUAAAAGGAAGUCAGCGCUGAAAGCUAAUACAAAAAAAUGGACAGCAGAACGUAAAUUGAGAAAUUUAGAACCAAUAAAUGUCGCAUCGCUAGCCGAAUAUUUCUAUGACUUCGAGUGCGUAUUACAGCACCUUCGUAAUGACAACACCUUCCAACUUCGUAACUACCAGAUUGAGGCAAUACUACAACUGAUCAUCGCCACCAGGGAAGAAAGCGAGAGAAGAUUAGCUGAAAUAUCGACUGGCGCAGGCAAGUCGCUGAUUGUGGCAGCAUCAGCAAUUGCUCUUACGCGUGGCCGUGGCUUCUUUGCCGUGCACGUGAUAACCAGUAACGACUUGUUAGCAAUCCGUGACUCUAAUCUUUCAGUCGCAGAAGGAGGAUUGAAAGAUCUCUACGAAUAUUUCGGGGUGUCGGUGGCAAACAACUGCAGUCAAUCUGAAGACGAUCGCAAAGUAAGUUACACUGCGACUGCGAGAGUUGUUUACGGACAAUUGGCUAAUUUCCAGCGUGAUUUUUUACUGGACAAUUUCUACGGUCGUAACAUUCGUGGUAGUCCACACAUGACAACCAAAGUUGUCAUUAUUGACGAAGUGGAUUGCAUGUUGCUGGACCAAGGCAACAACACGCUUUACUUAUCACACGGCAUUCCCGGUAUGGAAUCUUUAGAAUCUUUGUACGUUUUCAUUUGGGAUGAAAUAUGCAACUCUCCCAUUAAUAAGACCAUCCCGGACUAUCGAGAACAAGUGAAGAAAUCCAUCAAAUCUAACGUGUUAUUUGACCUAUACGGCGUCAUAACUAAAGACGAUUUGAAAUGUUUUGUUCACGUGCCAUUAAACGAUUUGGAAAAAGAUGCGCUGUGGGAUCAUUUAAUCAAGAAUAAAGUGAUUGACCAAAAUGGACGUCUACUAAUCGAUGAUGCCAACCAAAUGACAGAAGAAAAGAUCAACUAUACACCUAAGAAUGCGGCCAAAGAAACAAAUCUUAAUGCAAAAUUGGUUUUCUAUUUACGCAAAGUUGCUAAUCGCCAACGUCAAAUUCGAAUACCUGCCCAUCUACUCGACUUUGUUGACCGGCACUUGGACACUUGGCUGGAAAGCGCUUUUCAGGCCCUGGAUCUACGGCCCGACGAGGACUACGUCAUUGAUCAAGAUCGAACAGACACCAGUCCUGAUCUCAAUCCGCAAGUGAUUAUUAUUGAUCCCGAUACUGGAACGGAUCAAAAUUUGUCUCAAUGGGACGAAGCCUUGCACCAGUUCGUUCAGCUGAAGGAAGGAUGUAAAUUGACGCUGCAAACUCUCAAAGCUGUUUUCAUUUCAAAUGCCACGUACAUCAAUCAAUAUCCUUACAUUUAUGGUCUUUCGGGAACGCUGGGAUCCGAACAAGAAAAACAUUUUUUACAGGAUACGUUCAAGUCCACUUUCUACUACAAUCAUACGCACAUACCUAGACUUUUUGAACAAAAACUAGCCAAAGUCCUGUCGACCGAAAAUGAAUGGCUAGAUGCCAUCAUCAUUGAAACCGAAACUAUAAUGAAGGAAGGACGUUCAAUCAUCAUUUUUUGCAUGUCCAUCAAAAAUGUCAAUCUCGUCCAUCAACGUUUAAUGAAUUCCUUUCCUGAUCUGGUAAAAAAAAAUCACCUUCAUCGCUACACGCGCGAUUAUGUGAAAUUUGCAUUCGAAAGAACAGAGCUGGACAUUGAGCAUGUUAUCGUUGCCACCAACUUGGCUGGACGAGGAACGGACAUAAAAAUCAGCCAAAAACUACGUGACAAUGGAGGAUUGCAUGUGUGUCUCAGUUAUUUCCCCGAGACUAAACGAAUAGAGGAACAAGCGAUGGGCCGUGCAGCUCGCAAUGGAGCACCUGGAAGUGGAAUCCUCAUUGCAUGCAAACCAAGUUCGUCCGAACGUUUGGCGCCUGACGAAAGGGAACCGAUAGAAAUAAUGAAAAAUGAGCGUGAAAUUCGAGAGAAACAACGCAUCGCUCGGAUGAAGGAAGAUUUUAAGUUUAUGAAAGAUCAGAUGGAAUUAAUUGAUCCGUUUUCAAAAUAUUAUACCAACCUCAAAGAACAACGGCGGAAGAAAAAGGACGGUGAUCAGAUAGUGAGUGCCAUCUGUGGAAGCGUGUUGGAUCAAUGGGCUUUGUGGCUGGACAAAAUGAACGAUUCCUCAUUAGAUGUGAAAAAAUAUUCAUAUUCAGAAAAAUUCAUCCCAAAAUUGAAAGCCGUCGAGCAAGACAAUUUGGAUAUCAGCCAAGUCGAGUGGAUGACACCAGCCCGCUUAGUUGUUGUUGCCAGACAUUUGGCUACGCGUCAUAAAAAGCCGGACCUCCCAAAGGCAGUCGAAAUUUUGGAAGAACUCAUCCAAUCGAAAGAUCGUCAUUUUUAUCCUGCCGCUUUCUACUAUCGCGCAUUCAUUCUCCUAAAGGAAAACUACGAAACCAACAAAAAUGAAUUCAUUAAACUAUUGCGUACGUGUGAAAACGUGUUGAGCGAGCACAUCAACUUGCAUUUUUCCAUCGUCCAAAAAAUGGGCAGAAAAACUAAUCAGCCGCCUUUGUUUUGUGUAGUCGACGGCUACACGCAGCAAAAAGAGAACGUGAUUAACCUGUUUCAGUAUUUCCUUGGCUCGGUUCGUUCAUUGCUGGGCACUGAUUGCUCCAUCGAAGACUUUGAAGCAGCAGGAGAGUUGCCAAAAGAAAUGAAGGGAUUUUUAAAAAAAAAUCUAAAUAACUUUGAAAAAUGGAUUCAACGAGAAAUUCAUGAAAACUUCAAAGUUUUCCAGGAAAAAGACGUAAAGAACAAAGACCCAAAGAAUUUAACAAUUCCAGCUGAAAAAGUGGAGGAAUACUUCAAGUUAUUGUUGGAGGGCGAGUCCAAAUGUAUUGGUCAUCAGCUGAAUGAAGCCAGCACCAUACCAAGUUGGAACUCUUCCUUCGAACGAUACGCAAAAUUAAAUCGAGAGCUGGCGAUUCAACGAGUAGCAAAUGCCUAUGGUGUCUGUGCAUUGACUUUAGAAACAUCGCUAAGGCAAGCGAUACAAAAAGAACUUUGCAGAGAGGAUAUUGAAAAAGAAAUUGAACGCGAAAUGGAAGAGAAAUUUAAAAAAGACAAUCUAAUUCCUUGCACGAGGGAGUCGUUUUGGGCGAAAUUAGUUGAAAGUGGAGCGUUGUAUAACAACCAAAAUUUCGUCGCCGUGGAUGAGGGCAACGUUGACACAUUCAACUUAAACCGCGAGGAAGCCAAAACAUUUCACUUUGAAGACAAAGAUUACGUCCUCUACAAUCCCAUUGAUGUUAACAGCAAGAACGGAGGAGAAAAGAAAAUCUUUUUCACUCAAAAGUACGUUGAAGACACUCUUUAUGGUAAUCGUAUGAACAACACAAGUCGAGAUCAAAUACAGUUCAACAAGAUCGCCAAAGUUGAUGUAAAUAAACUCAAAUCAGUUGAUUUAAGGCUAUUUGGUCAGUUGAAAGACGAUCAUUUACGUGAGGCUGACAUCAUUCAGGCUGAACGUCAAGGAAUUCUGGACGAGUUGAAAAUGCAAGACAUCAUUGACGACGACGGUAAUCUCUCAUCCAACUACAAUGGCCAAAAAUUUCAAUACCCAAACUGUCGUGCUUAUGAAAAAACUGUCAUGUGUUUAUUGGCGACGAAAUUACGCGCUGAAAUAGUUAGACGACGGUGGCUGAAUAGCAAAGACAAUUCAGAUCGCCUCGAAGCCAUCAAUUUGCUUCCUUUGACAACUUAUCGAGAUAUGCUGGAUGACUUGAUUGACGCCUACGUCAUCAGUGGCGGGUUCCGGGUGAAGACCAUUGACGAAAAUGUCCUAAAAAGUAAAGUGAAUGGAAUCACCGAAAAAGAUGAGGAGCGCGAGUGUAUUUUGGAUUUCUUGAAAAGUCGGCAAGCAAUUUACGACGCAACUUGGUUGGCAAGUCAAGAGGCAGCGCUCGAUUUUAUCGACGGCGACAUCCGCAAGGUAAAAGCCAACACCUUCGAAAGCGAAUUGUGCCUUUUUCGUUCGAUUGGAUUCGAUCAUGUCAUUUACAUGAAGGAUCGCCAAAUGUCCAGGAAACAGAUGGUCUUGUCAUCGCUGUUUACACCGCUCAUUGUCAUCGGUGGAGUUGCCUCGAUUAGUGCUGGAGCUGUCUUGACUAUCUUUAGUAAAAUCUUGCCGUUGCGUGUCACGAAAGAUUUGCUUCUCAUGGGUGGUCUCUCUGACAUCAUCUUCGUCAUUACUUCUGCUUUAUCAAAUGACCCAAUCAGAUGUCCUGAUUAUGCGCGCCAGAGGAUCAGGGGCGCAUUAGGAAAAUCGAAUCUAGUAGACCAAGUCAAAACUCUGUGGAAGUUAUCGACACCUGGAAAACUUGCUGGUAAUAACUUUAGACCUGCUGUUCGAUUGCAAAUGGACACUUUUCAGCAACGGCGAGUAAGAGAGAAGAAUCACGAAGCGGAUCAACGAGAGAUUGUCAACGCGUUACUUCGGCUCGAGAAAAAAUCGACACAUCCAAGUGAAGAAGAUGGUAAUUCAGUUCAAUAGAUGGCGACCUCGCCCAGGAAACGUAGAACUUGCCUUCGCUUUAAAACCAUAUUAGCAGGAAGAGUGAUGGAAGUUGGAAUGAACUGACCUAGGACUUCUACAUUACAAAUUUCUAUUGCAGGUUAAAUGCAAUAUCAUUUUAAUUUAGAAUGGGCCGAAAACUAAGGUAACAGGUAUAGAAAUAGCAUUUUAAAAAAAGGUAUUUGAUGUUAUCAAAUCCAAUAGAGCUUGUGUUAAUCAUUUUAGAAAUGGCGAAAUAGAUGAAUUAAACUAAUCAAAUUACGAGGGAAAUGUUUCAGUUUUUACAGGGCUUCUAAUACGUGGCCUGUUGCGCCAGAAGUAAACAAGUGCUGGGCCAUUAGAUUUCGGAAAUUUAUUUCAGUUACAACUCUUUGCUAAUUGUAGUCAGAAUUGGUACAAUAUUGAAAUAUAGAAUUGCAUUGUAAAGCCAAAGCAAGAAACGCGGCUGCCUUAUGACAUUGGACGCUGCAAGAGAUUGGCAAUCGAAAGAGUUGGGUAAUGUCGAUAUCUUGCGUGAGACAUUUGGGCAUUGGGAACGAUUGCGUGGAAUAAUUUAAUUCCGUGCCUGAUGGUAUAAAAGCAAACACAUUCGACCAGCAAGACACACAUUCAUCGUUGACUUUUGCAGCAGACACAAGUCGCUCCCCAGUUAUCAACAUGCAG
Molecule: messenger RNA, 9615 nt
Organism: Daphnia magna
Lineage: Eukaryota; Metazoa; Arthropoda; Branchiopoda; Diplostraca; Daphniidae
Exons: 6
Coding region: 3460-8931 (1823 amino acids)
Biological process (GO): protein targeting; protein import
Cellular component (GO): membrane
Molecular function (GO): ABC-type protein transporter activity; ATP binding
Source: RefSeq, a predicted model, not a curated record